AUGCCAAAGGGUAGUCGUGCGAAAGGGCAUAAGCCGGGUGUGAGUUGUGGGAUAUGCGAAGAUCCGGAUAAUAGCCUGAUGGUGAGUUGCGAUGAUUGCGGUCGGUGGUUUCACUUUAAGUGCGUAGGUGUCGAUGAAGGAAUCGAAGAUGUAGACUGGAGUUGUUCGUCGUGUGAAACGAAGCGCGCAGCUCAGGGCACAUCGUCCCGUGGGGCAUCCGUACAGGGUGGAGCAGGAAAUAUGUCGACUGCAGAACAGCAAAACCAACAGCUCCAACAAUUUCAAAGAAUGAUGGAUCAAAUGCAAGCUAGGUUUGAUCAGCAACAGCAUACGUAUGAAGAGUUACUGCGUAAGAAGGAUCUUGAGAUGGAAAAGGCAAUAAGCGAUUUAAAGCGUCAGUAUCUACUGAAUUUGGAGCGAAAAGAGCAGCAGAUACGGGACGAGCUGAGCGUUCCUGCCAUUGUACUUCCUAAUGCUAACUCGACAUCGUUAGGAACUGAAUCUCGUGUCACAGAUGACGUAUGUUCGGCAAUUACGCGGAUGGAAAAGCAGCUACAAGAUAUGGCGAAAAAGCAGGAGUUUGAAACGAAGCGGCUUGACGAGCGAUUACAGGCGAUGGAAAUUGGCAUGAGCAGAUCUGCUCCAAUCAGUGACGGUUUGAAUCUUCGUGCGAACCCUUCUUCCGGUAAUCAACAGUCGUGUGAACAGUCUGCGAUUUCCCUUCACGAACUCAGCAAAAGCCAACUUGCUGCGCGACAAGCGGUAGCGAAAGAGCUUCCCACUUUCUCGGGUAAUCCGGAGGAGUGGCCGCUAUUUAUUGCUACCUACGAGAGUUCCACCAGAAUGUGCGGCUUCAGUGACGAGGAGAAUCUACUUCGACUGCAGCGCAGCUUAAAAGGAAAAGCUCUUGAAGCGGUACGAAGCCGAUUGCUAUAUCCAGCUGGUCUCGACGGCGUUAUUAAAACGCUACGAACAUUAUUUGGCCGUCCAGAAGUGAUCGUCAAUUCAUUAGCAUCGAAGAUACGAGAGAUGUCAGCACCAAAGACGGAGAAACUUGGAACCUUAAUUGACUUCGGAGUUGCAGUACAGAAUAUGUGCGCGACGAUUGUAGCUUGCGGAUUAAAUGAACAUCUGUGCAAUUUUGCGCUUCUCCAAGAGCUUGUAGACAGAUUGCCGCCGACCAUCAAGCUCGACUGGGCUAGACAUCGGCAAACGCUAGACACGGUCACUCUUUCGGAGUUUAGUAGUUGGCUUGAAACACUGGUUGAAGCAGCGUGCGUGGUAACGGUUCCAUCAGCAUUCGGAAAUUAUGCUAGCAAAUCCGACAGGCGAAGUAGGAAGGAGGAAGUGUACUUACACCGUGAAUCAAGCAGUCGUUCGGCUUCAGGCUCGCCAGUAUCUUCUAAAACAACCCCGAGGAAAAAGUGCGUAAUCUGCGACGAAGAAUGUCGCAAUCCUUGUGAAUGCAAAAGAUUUCUUGCCAUGGACAUCCGGGCCCGAUGGGCUGCGGUAAAGAAUUAUAAGUUGUGCCGCAAGUGUCUCGCAAAGCAUUUUGGAGCGUGCACUGUAAGGGAAGAGUGCGGAAGGAACGGUUGCUCUUAUAUGCACCAUAAGCUGCUACACGAUGAUUCCAGAUAUCCGCGAUAUUCAAAUCCUCAACCUUCAACGUCACAGGCAGACGCAGGAGCUUCUUAUGAGAGCUGCAAUGCUCACGUUAGCAACGUUGGUAAGGCAUUGUUCAGAUACAUCCCGAUACUGAUUCACGGACGCAGGAGUUCUAUUCGGACAUAUGCCUUUUUGGAUGACGGCUCUUCAGUCACACUGAUGGAACAUGGUCUUUUGAGCGAGUUAGGGCUCAGUGGAGAAUCAUAUCCCUUGUGCUUAGGAUGGACUGCCGAUCAUCAGCGACAGGAAGUGGGAUCCGUGAAACUUGCGUUGGAGGUCUCUGGAAUACAUGACACGAAACCGUAUUGGAUUCCGAAGGUUCAUACCGUUCAAAGCCUCGCUUUACCACGACAGACUCUUGAGAUGGAUAAACUAGUAAGUCGGUACAAUCAUCUAAGAGAUUUGCCGUGUGAUUCGUACCAUAAUGUUCGCCCCAGACUUCUUAUAGGGAUAGAUAACUGCCACCUAGGACAUGCAUUAGAUAGCAGAGAAGGCGGAAAACAUGAGCCAAUUGCUUCUAGAACUCGCCUAGGAUGGACAGUCUUCGGACCUUGCUCAACAUCUCUUCUGACAGCGCCAAACUUUACGGCCCACCACAGCCUCCAUGCUUGCCCGUGCUGCGAGCGACACGAUAUAGAGCUACACAACACAAUAAAAGCUUACUUUUCGUUGGACAGUCUUGGCAUAGUGCGUUCGGCCAAACCUCUCCUCUCUAAAGAUGAUGAGCGAGCAGAACAGCUGUUAAAAUCCUUGACACACACGAAAGGCCAACGGUAUGAGACGGGACUGCUUUGGCGAUUCGACAACGUACAGCUGCCGGAUAGUAAAUCGAUGGCGCUGAAAAGGUUGGAGUGUCUAGAAAAGCGCAUGCAGAGAGAACCCGCCCUAGGCGAAGCUUUGAAAGAAAAACUCCAGGAUUAUCUGAGAAGCGGGUAUAUCGAAAAGUUAACGGAGAGGCAACUGCUUGAAAAAUUCCCACGUGUCUGGUACCUUCCAAUAUUCCCCGUGAUUAAUCCCAACAAGCCAGGAAAACUACGUAUAGUUUGGGAUGCGGCAGCAAAGGUUGCGGGAACCUCAUUAAACAGUUUUCUUCUCACCGGACCAGAUCAGCUUGCCCCACUUCCUUCUGUGCUACGCCGAUUUCGAGAGUUUCGGAUUGCGGUUACGGGUGAUAUUCGUGAGAUGUUCCACCAAGUGAUGGUAAACAGAAACGACCAACAAUGUCAGCGAUUUCUUUGGCGAAACGGCGAACAAGAUCGACGCCCGGACGUAUAUGUGAUGAAAGUGAUGACUUUCGGUGCGACGUGUUCUCCAAGCUGUGCGCAAUACGUAAAGAAUCACAACGCGUAUCGAUUCCAGAAUCAAUUCCCAAAGGCAGCUGAUGCUAUCAUGAAGGACCAUUAUGUCGACGAUAUGCUAUGCAGUGAAGAAUCUGAAGCAGAUGCCAUUAAGCUGGCAAAAGAUGUCCGCUCCAUCCACAUCGAAGCUGGAUUCGAAAUACGAAACUGGCUAUCGAACUCAAAACGAGUGCUGCGAGAACUGGAGGCGGAACCUGGGGAGAAAAGCUUGAACCUGUUGAGUGAAAUGGGAACAGAGAAAGUUCUUGGACUGUGGUGGUGCACCGCAACCGAUACGUUCACCUUUAAAGUAUCUCCAAGGAUCAACGCUGAUUUGCUUCAAGGUCGCACUAUUCCUACAAAGAGACAGAUUCUGAGCACCAUGAUGAUGAUCUACGACCCUCUAGGAUUGCUGGCUAACUUCUUAAUGUUUUUAAAAAUCCUACUUCAGGAGAUCUGGCGUAGUGGCAUUCAUUGGGAUGAUCGCAUCCGGGAAGAGCAGUGGCAGAAAUGGCAGACAUGGUUGCGAGUUUUUCCGCAAGUUGAAAAUGUUAGUGUGCCUAGAUGUUACCGCAAGGAUACCAGCAUCUUUGAGCAGAAUACGAUACAACUGCAUGUUUUCGUUGACGCGUCUGAAAACGGAUUUGCGGCGGUUGUAUAUAUGCGGUUCGAAGAGAAUGGGGUUAGAACUUCAAGCAGCAGUAAUUGGAGCACGGUUGGCAAACGAUAUCAUGGAAUCACAUAA
This is a messenger RNA of Sabethes cyaneus, 3747 nucleotides long. RefSeq lists its product as uncharacterized. The coding region runs from base 1 to 3747 and encodes 1248 amino acids. Lineage: Eukaryota; Metazoa; Arthropoda; Insecta; Diptera; Culicidae. The transcript has 2 exons. The record is from RefSeq and is a predicted model, not a curated record.